This is a messenger RNA of Alosa alosa (allis shad), 642 nucleotides long. RefSeq names its product CD48 antigen-like. NCBI's taxonomy places the organism in Eukaryota, Metazoa, Chordata, Actinopteri, Clupeiformes, Clupeidae. The transcript is spliced from 4 exons. The record is from RefSeq and is a predicted model, not a curated record. Bases 1 to 642 code for a protein of 213 amino acids.
AUGAGCUACUCUCCUGCUAAGAACCAUUUGAAAAUAUCCUUUCUUGAAGGCAGAGUGGAGUUCAAUAAUGAGACCUUCUCUCUGGAGGUGAAGAAUUUGCAGAAGAAUGACAGUGGAACCUACAGAGGACAGAUAAUAAGCAUUUCAGAGGGGGACGUUCUGAUUAAUUACGAGCUCUCUGUUCUGGAUCCAGUGGAGGCCCCUGUCAUGUCUGUUGUCUCUAACUGGUCCAGCAGUGACUCCUGUGAUGUGACAGUGAUCUGUAGAGGUCGUGACCUCUCUCUGACCUCCACCUGUAACAGCAGCAGCUGCUCUCCAAAGGAAGGAGCCUCCACUGACUCCACCCUCACCCUCUCAGUCAGAGGAGGUGUUGUCCUCUGUAACUAUAGCAACCCAAUCAGCUGGAAACAUGCUACCUUGCGAAUUAAACCUCUGUGUUCAAGUGAUGCAAAAACUCCCUCCAUAACAAUUGUGGUAGUUAUUGCAAUUGUCUUUGUUGCCAGCAUUGCAAUAUAUGUGUAUCAACAAAGGAGCCGAGGUGGUGAAACAGGAACAGCAACAGGUCCAACUCAAACCGAAUAUGCUGAGGAUACGGUGUGCAGGCUAUUUCCCUCUCUCAUCUUCUCACGGUCACAUAUAUAA